UACACAGAGUGUGGACAGUCAGCUGUGGACAUCCCAUCUCAGACAUUCACAAGACACACACGAACACAAUGAGAGCCGCAUCGGUAUUGCUAUUGAUCUGCAUCGGUUGUGCUUUAACCUUUGCUGAUGAGCAGGAGGACAAGUCGGGGGGCGACAGGAAGAUCGUACGCAUACUGAUGGGCAUCAGCGAACAGCUGGAGGCGCUGGACCACAAGGCGAUUGAAGUGAUCAAACAUCAGAAAGGAGUCGAGCACAAGCUCAAGGAUCAGCGUGAACAGAUCGGGGGCCUUGUGCGACUGGAGAAUGGACUGGUUAAACUGGAGAAGGACACGUCCGAGAGUUUCAAGUUGACGGCCACAGGCGUGAGAAAUCUGACGGCCAUUGUUAAGUCUUCCCAGAGCCAGAACGCAAAUGCCAUCAGGAAUCUGGUCAAGGUGGAGAAUGAGAUCAAAAGAGCUUUGGGCAAGGUCGAUGCCGUGCAAAACAAACACCAGGAGGAACUCAGCAAGGUGACCAAAUCCGUGGACAAGCAUCUGGGGGAGAUUGAACAGCUGCUGAAGCAGGGAGUCAUCAAGGAGCUUGCCUCGCUGGACAGGAAGGCCAAAGGUCUGCAGCAGCAGCAGCGGAACAUUGAGGCCAAAGUGGUCUACUUGGAUGAGCUAAAUGCGAUGACCAGUCGCGCGAAUCGGAAAGUGGAUCAUCUGGAGCAGGGACUGCGCUCGCUUAACUACACCCAAGCGGAGAGUCUGGCUGGCAUUGAGAAGAUAAUAAUCGCAGUGCAUGGAGACAACUCGCAGAUUGAGCACAAACUGGGCGCACUACUCAGCAAUCAGAAGAACAUUGAGCGGAGUCUAGAGGUGUGCAAGCGUUGGCAGCAUCAACAUCCAGGCCCAGGCAAUGGGAAGCCACACACAGGAUACACACCCGUGCCCGUCCACCAUUCGCAGCCGAGGCAAAAGCCGCAGGAGUACGAGACCAGCUACGCCACAAACGAGGAGACCGAAUACCUGUACAAGCUCUGGUACGGCAAGGACAAAGAAUAAAGCAACUUUCGUCAACUUUCUUGCUUCAAUUUAACAACAGAAAAUCUCACUCAGUUUAAACAUAAAUAAAUGCAAAUGCAAU
Molecule: messenger RNA, 1125 nt
Organism: Drosophila guanche
Lineage: Eukaryota; Metazoa; Arthropoda; Insecta; Diptera; Drosophilidae
Exons: 2
Coding region: 69-1043 (324 amino acids)
Source: RefSeq, a predicted model, not a curated record